CAUGAAGGUCUGCACGCGACACGAUAUCGCUGCUGGUUGCCAGGGCUGCGAGCCGCGAAGGAACAUGCAUGUCACCAAGCUAGCGCGGGCUUGGCAGCGAGGCUGGCCAACUGACAUCAACAUCUGGGACGUCCGUUCAGACAACCCAGCUCGGCAUAUCUCUUUGGCGCCGUUCCGAUUAUAGACGUUACAGGUUAUUCGGCUUCGUGCACAGUAUCCAGAUCUGUUCAGUAUCGUUGCAGCAGCUUCGUUGCCUAGGUCCCAGCCGGUCACGCUCCACGCCUCGCAUCGUCAUCGCCGAACCUCGAUCGUCUUGCGGCGCACCAUUUCUCCACCCUCCCACCAACACUCCCACGCACACAAUGGCGUCCAGGAAGAAGGUUCUCCUCAAGGUCAUUAUCCUCGGUGAUAGCGGUGUCGGCAAGACCAGCUUGAUGAACCAAUAUGUCAACAAGAAGUUCAGCGCGAGCUACAAGGCGACAAUAGGCGCCGACUUCCUCACCAAGGAAGUCAUGGUGGAUGACAGGCUUGUAACGAUGCAGCUCUGGGACACCGCUGGACAGGAGCGCUUCCAGUCGCUGGGUGUCGCGUUCUACCGAGGCGCCGACUGCUGCGUGCUGGUGUACGACGUCAACAACUCGAAGAGUUUCGACACACUGGACAGCUGGAGGGACGAGUUCUUGGUCCAGGCUAGCCCCAUGGACCCUGAGAGCUUCCCAUUUGUUGUCAUUGGCAACAAGAUCGACGUGGACGAGAGCAAGAGGAUGAUUUCGUCGAAGCGCGCCAUGACCUUCUGCCAGUCGAAAGGCGGCAUCCCCUACUUCGAGACCAGCGCAAAGGACGCUAUCAACGUCGAGCAGGCAUUCGAAGUCAUCGCACGGCAGGCGCUUGCACAGGAGGACGUGGGCGACUUCAGCAACGACUUCCCCGAGACGAUCCCUAUCGACCUGAAGGGCAACGAGGGCGGCUGCGCGUGCUAGUGGGCACGAGCUAGGAGGCAUCGUUCUUGAGGGCGGCUAUACCCUCGAAUCGGCAGUGUUGUUCCGCGGAGUCUGGUGUACGGUGUAUUGCGCCUCGACGUGAGGCCAUUUUUGCUUAGCCCCACCUCUGGAAGCGCGGGUAGUACAUAUUGAAUGGCGUGAAUUGCGACAAGUCUCAGCCUUGGUGGCGCGUGCAGAGCCGUUCGCGCGGACAUGACGUUAGCUGUGGCUGAGCACCGACAUCCGGCGCUAUCCUUUAAUCUGAGACACGCGACCCUGA
Molecule: messenger RNA, 1260 nt
Organism: Boeremia exigua
Lineage: Eukaryota; Fungi; Ascomycota; Dothideomycetes; Pleosporales; Didymellaceae
Product: small GTPase superfamily
Exons: 7
Coding region: 363-980 (205 amino acids)
Biological process (GO): regulation of vacuole fusion, non-autophagic
Cellular component (GO): vacuole; phagocytic vesicle; late endosome
Molecular function (GO): GTP binding; GTPase activity
Source: RefSeq, a predicted model, not a curated record